Molecule: messenger RNA, 3093 nt
Organism: Linnemannia hyalina
Lineage: Eukaryota; Fungi; Mortierellomycota; Mortierellomycetes; Mortierellales; Mortierellaceae
Source: the annotation of a GenBank genome assembly
AUGGCACUCCUCAACCGGGGUCUACAGGGCCGGUUGUACGAUGUAGGAACCCUGUGCACAGAGAAGGUAUCCGACAAGAUCGACCGCGCUUGGGUCGCUUUCCUCGACUGUGGUGGAGGAUGCUCACUCGCCACAAAACUCGCGAACCUGCAGGGGUCCAACCCACAGGCGGUUCUUAUCUAUAACCAGGCCGCCUGUACUGUCAACACUCCUAGCGCACAACCAGCGGAACCGGCGGGUAGGUCUACUACUCCCACGGCUUCUACGCCCGUUGCUUCUCCUGUGCCAACGCCAGUGGCACCACCAGAGACGGAUGCGCCUGUUACGUCUGUUGCUCCUGCGGCACCAACACCAGAAGCACCUCCAUCUGCUGCGACUACGACUGCUGUUGCUGCUCCUGCACCUGCGGCACCGACCCAACCAGCCGACGAAGGAGAAGGCGACAGCAACGAUGAUGUAGAUGGUGACAGGAACGACAACGACGACGAUAGAAACGACGAUGGGGAGGGAGAAGGCGGGGGCGAUGGUGAGGAUAAUGGUGACAAUGAUGGCGAUGAUGGUAACGAUGAUGGUAACGAUGGUGACGAGGACGAAGAAACAAGGAAGCAUCCACGCUCCUUCCAGACCCGCAGCAGAAACAGCAAUAUCAUCUCGCUCGAGGGUCUUGUCGGUGCUCCAGGCGAGGGACUGGGAAAAGCUGAGGCAUUGCCCCAGGGUCGGUCACCACGUCCUCGUCCCAUCCUACACCCACACGUUGUUGGGUCAAAGAAUCGAUCGACUGCCAGAAGUUCGCCGAUGGAUACUCACGGUCGCCGCCGCUCCCCGCGUGCACUUCCAGCCCUUCGCCCUGUUGUGGGAUCACCCAGCGCUGCAGCAAGAGCAGGAAUCAGCGGCGAUAUUGAACCCCAAGGCCGCUCUCCUCGUUCACGCCCAGUCCCUCACCCUCACAUCGUCGGAGUCCGACGCGCCGCAUCUGCUUUCUCAUCCGACAAACACCCUCACCAGCAACAACAAUAUCAUGAGGUAGUAAAGGCGAUGGACAUUGCUGACACAUACGUCCAGUUCCCGAUCACAGUCGCCAUGGCGGAACAAGUAACAACGGACUACCUCCUCAAAAUCCUCACUGGCCCUGCGGCAUUUUCCCCGCUCCCGGCCCCACUCAAAGCCCUCAAGACCACCGUCAACCCCAUCGCCGCCGCCGACAGCAACAAUGGGGUCAUCACCGAUUUGAUGGUCAGUAUUUCACCUGCGUUCGGGGAAUCGACGGGAGAACGCAAGUUCCUGUCAAUGUCGAAACCGAUCUUUGCGACGGUGAUUGGGAUCCUGUCGGCGGUUAUUUGUGGAGUGGUGUUGAUGUAUGUGGUGAGACCGCUUGUGAAGCGCCACCGGAGACAGAGUGGUGGUGGGUCGACGGCGUUGGUAGAUGAUAAUGACUCUGAGAGCCGUGGUACCCCUCCCUCACAGUCCACGGGUUCUGGUGCUGCUGGGUACUAUGGGAACAGCACAGCUUACACCGGAAACAACAGUAAUGGUGGCAGUGGGUUAUAUGAUGGCGGAUAUGAUGACUACAACCAGCACUCGUCCAAGGAAGGCCCUUACUCCGCCUCCUCAACCGCCACUGGCCCUACCUCCCAGCUACCGCCCAUGCAAGAAGUUAUUUCAGAGAAGCACUCGCACCAGAAGAAGGACAGCAACUCGGCCCCUACGAUCUUUGACCACUCCCUCUCCGGAAACAACAUCCCUCACUCCGCCACUGUCUUCCCUUCUGCAUCUAACGCAGUCGAGUCCGAGGACCCUGAUUAUGCGCAUAAGCAUUUGGAGCUCUUGCGUAACCAGGAUCAAUAUCGUGAGCCUCAGCCUGUGCCUCUUCCAGAUUCUACGGUCGCGACUCCUACGACUGCCACCGCUCCUACUCCUUCCGUCCAGAUGGAGGUGAUCCAAUCUGCGAGGACACGAUCGAACUGGGGUAGUGGCUACACACCUACCACCCCAUCAGCGUACUCGGCCAGCACGCCUACAUCUACAACUGCAACCGUCCCUACAGCCACACCAACCACCGCCGAGCCCUCAUCGAGUUCUACUUCUGCAUUUGAGAACAUCUGCGCUGCUGGAUCUUUGUCGCACAACAGAGUCCACAGCAGUGUCGGCGUGAUUCCUGAAGAAUCAGACCACUCUCUCCUCGAACCCUCUGCUCCCCAAGACUGCACCCACCCUACUUCCACCUCUGGACUCACCCCCGCAACCUCCGGUUCCCACCGCCACAACAAUGGCGACGAAGAUGAUGAGGAAGACGACAGGUACUCGGUCGUCAGCAGCAGGAAUGGCAGUGACUUGUUCCACUCUGAAUCCAAACCCCGUCUCUUCCCUACCUCUAUCGACACCUCCGGCAUCCCCCAUUCUUCCUCAACUGGCAACAUCACCUCAGCCUCAACCAGCAUCACCCGCGAAGGAGGGCUUGCAACCACGUUGUACAGGAACCACCGUCUCAGCAUGGACAACCCUGGUGAUUUCUCAUCCCCCGCGGCCCAGUCGCCUUCCUCGAGCCUCAGUCUCGGCUUCCACCAGCGUGGCAGCUUUGGUACGGGUACUGAUUCGAACUCGAACACUCCACGUGCGUCGGUAUCAAAUGACUUUGUGCCCUCUCGCGCCAGCAUGGAUUCUUCUGCACUCUACCGCGACAGUAGCAGGAGUACCGAUCUGCAGACACGCUUCCAGGACAUCAUGGCAUCCAGCCGCGCAUCCGGUGCCCCACGCUCGUCUGUAGAUGGAAGUACUCCUCGCGCUUCUUUCUCGGAUGACUAUCGCCACCGUGUGCCCACAACUCCUUCCUCCUCGCGCCUCCCCAACGCCACUACUGGGGAAGCGGCACCCCGCGCUUCCAUCUCCAACGACGCCCCUCCUAGGGCGUCCUUCUCGGAGGACUAUCCUGUCAGGCCGUCGUUGGAUACCCUCCGCGCGAAGAUGAAUGCUUCUACACCAACUUCUGCCACUGCGUCGAGUGAGUUGAUGUCGCCUUUGAGGGAGCAGCGUGCUUCGACUGCUAGCUGGAGUCGGUACGUUUGUCGUGAUUCCUCAGGCGCUGCCGCCAACUGA